This is a messenger RNA of Zingiber officinale, 4176 nucleotides long. RefSeq lists its product as uncharacterized. Bases 327 to 4019 code for a protein of 1230 amino acids. The record is from RefSeq and is a predicted model, not a curated record. Lineage: Eukaryota; Viridiplantae; Streptophyta; Magnoliopsida; Zingiberales; Zingiberaceae. The transcript has 8 exons.
CGGAACUGCGCCUAAAUCGCUCGAGAAGAAGGUAAAACUUUUCGUUCUCUUUCGAAGGUCGUUCGUGAUCUCUUGAUCGCCGAAUCAAUCGCCGGAAGCGCAGCUUCGGAGGGAGGGAGGGAGGGAGGGAGGGGCGGGGAGUCAUCGGAGGAUCGGCCCUCGGGAAGGAGAAGUGCGGCCCGUCGGGUUCGCGCUCCGAGAUUCACAUCCUUCUCCUGCAGGCCUGUGUUUUCUGGAAGUACAUCGGAUCCUAGGUUCUGCCCGAUUUAUUAUUGAUCCGUCCAUUUGAUGUGGGACAAUGUGAUGGAUAAGAGGCAUAGCUGGCAAUGCCUAAUGGACAUGGGAGGAGAAAUAGUGUUAUUGAAAAGUUUGCAUAUGGGAGAAAUACUACAUUAUCAAGGAGAUUAGUAGAUCGGAUCAAUAGCCACACGUGUCCAAAAGAUCUUCAACCACUUGGACUUGCCCCAUCGGGUUCUGAACUAAGGGUUCCUUUAUACACAGUCCUCUUUGUCAGUACUGAUGCGUUCAGGAAGGCAUCAAAUUUUCCUUCCUUUUUGACAGACACUACUGUUCACAGAAAACUUGAUUUAGCUUCCCCCUCUAAUAUGGAUGGCCACAGGCCAUCAUCUCCAAGACUGUUAAUAGUUGAUCUUCAGGCUGCAAAUACAGAAUUUUCAAGGUCUAUUUCCUCUUGCAUUUCCAGUGAAGCAAGUAGUUCAGGCCUAAGCACGAAGAACUUGUCCAGUUCUCUAACCAGUUCAAGUACUCUUUCUUGCCGCUUUACAUCGGGUAACUCUUCCACUUCAAUAUGUGAUAACACAAAUGAAGUUGGUUCAGACUUCAUGGUUAAUGACUUUCCAAAGGUGGAUAAGAGAGUUAAAAGAAAUUCAAGAAGAAAAGGCAAAAAGAAGGGGAAGCAGUAUAAACGAGUUGCAUCUAGGAAGGUUUCAAUCGAGUCAAGUGUUCAAUGCAAUGGAAACAUUUAUAGUGCUUCUGCUUCUGAAACAUCCACCCCUAGUUCUAUUUAUUCUUCAAAGAAACAUCUCUCAGAUAAUAAUUUGUCGGAUGAGGCCACACCACAUAAUUUAUUGGGAAGUGGCAUUAUUCUAGAUAAGGAUAAUAAUGAGUUUGUAAUCUGUCCCAAUUUGUCAUCAUGUACAUCAUACAGCCCUGAGAUGGAUGAUACUGAAAUAGUACCUUCACCUGAAAGAUUUGCGGGUGACGAAAUAGGUUGCGACACCACCACUUCUCUUAAUUCAUCCUGUAUAACUGAUGAUGCAGAAGCAGUACUUCCUUUUACCUCUGAUGGGAGCACAAGAGAAGAUCAUUGUAAAGAAAACAACAUUCGUGAUGGUAAUCCCUCAAGCAUUCCAAUUAGUAAAACUUUGAAAUGUUGGAAUAGUGACAUCGAUGAGAACUCAAGUGAUGAUGCUUUAAUGCAAUUACCUUUGAAAGAGGAACUUAGACCAAGUUCUUCAGAGAGCAAAAUAGUUUCACCUUUUGAAGAGAUUGCUUGUGGCACCUUGACUGACAAUACAACUGCAGGUUUAUGUGAUUUGGAUGCAGGUUUAUGUGAUUUGGAUGCUGAAAUAUCAAAAGAUUGUUAUAGAAAUGACACAUAUUUGCCCAAUGACGAUCUUGAUACUUGUAACUGUACUGAAAGAGCUGAUUGCAGCAACCAGGCUGGCUGUAGCAAUGGCUUCCAUGUAGUUGUAUCGGGGAGACGAGGUAGAAGAGCUAGAAGAGCUAUCAAUAAUAGUGGUUUGAAUGGAGGUAAUAGAUCUAUUGAUGCAAAUAUACAUAAUCAUGGGGGCAAAGAUAACUAUUGCUCUAUGUGGCAGAAGGUUCAGAAGUUUGAAAAGGGCUGUUCUAAGCCUAAUAGUGUCAAUGUUUUGUCUCCACACAAAGAUAUAUCAACAAAGGAUAAUAGGAUGAAAACAAAAGGCAACAAAUUCAUUGGGCCAAGGCAACAACAAAGUGGACUAACCUACAAAUACCCUUGUUCAGAUGCAAAUUCUACAAUAGAGGGAACCCAAGUUGUUUCUAGAGGGUCUAAGACAGCUAAAAUUCUUCCAAAGUCCACAGUUGGAAAUUCUGGUAAUGGUGUAAAAAGCAAAUCUACUUCAAUUGUCAAACAUGCAAAGCAUAGUCAUUGGAGUGGACCUUACACUGCUAGAACCGACUCACCCAAUGUCCAAAAGCAUCAUUUCCAGCCAAAAGAAGGCCCACAGAAGGCACCACUUGUACAUCUUAACAACCAAAAUAAUUCAGAAGUAAAGUCACCACGUAAUAAAUUUUCUGGAAGAAGUUUAUCUAACUUGACAGAUAGUGAUCUGCCAGAAAUAGAGAAGGAAAUGCAGUUUCGCAUGGAGGAGGAAAAAGAGUCAGAAAAUGUAUGUGAUGGAGUGUUUCAUAGUGAAUUCAGCUAUAUUCCGACCACAUCAAAUCAGUUUAGUGUAGGGCACAUUCAAGCUAGUUCUGGAAGUGAUACCAAAUUGUUCUCCAGGGACACACUAGGUCCCUCCAAUGCAAGUACUGAAGGCCAAGAAUUCGGAAAGCUUGAUUUUGGUGGUCACAAAGAAUCAAACAAUUUGAGCACCAUUAGAACUCCAAUGCAGAAGUGGGUCCCAGUGGGGAGGAGAGAUUCAUCUGUUUCAGAUGCGGGCACUUUAGACUGCAUAAAGAUUUUGGUCAACAAUAAGGAACUUCAUCACCCUGAAGUUGUUGAAAUGGAUGAUUUAGUACCAAAUAGUUCACCAUCAUUGGGUAAGGCUAUAGAGUUCUCAUAUCCUAGAGCUACUGAAUCGACUAACAACUUGAAUUGCAACCAUCAUUCAACUGAAGUUCUUGAUUCAUUUGCUGGGAUUGAUUGUCAAACACCUGAGAUGAAAGACAAGAAAUUUCUUGGAUCUGAAACUGAUUUAGAAAAGAUAAUAAUAGCUGUCAAUGAUGCCUGUAAAUUGCAAACUGCAGUAGAAGACACUCAACUAAUGACUGGUAGUAUGGUCGCUGACUUUGAAAAUUUUCUUUUUUCUGCUUCACCGGUUAUUAGACAAUCAGAACCUGGCAGAACUUGCAAUAGUUGUAAGAAAGAACAACGGAUAUCUGGUUCUUUAUGCUGGCACCAUUUUUCUGACAUCUCCUUAGAGAAGAUUUGGCAGUGGUAUGAAGAACCUGGUUGCUUUGGGUUGGAAGUGAAAGCACAUGAAAAUUGCAAUUCUAGAAGGCUGCAAAAUAGUGAUGUGGAAUUUACAACCUAUUUUGUGCCUUAUCUCUCUGCUGUGCAACUAUUUACUAUGUCUAUGGGUAGCAUAAAUCGUGAUCUAAAUUCUCAAGUGGAUAACACAGAGAAUUCUUCUCAUUCUUUUGGUUCUCUUCCAAUAUUUUCCAUGUUACUGCCAAAACCAUGUGACAAUGCAGAUAUAUCCUUGUCAGAGUUGUCAUCCUCUGAAGAUUUCUCUGAUAAAAUUCAGGAUCAGGAGGAACUCAUAUUUGAAUAUUUUGAAUCUGACCAACCUCCUAGGCGUCAGCCAUUAUUUGAGAAGAUCAAAGAAUUGGUGACUCUGGGUAAGUUAUCUGAUAGACGCGUAUUUGGAGAUCCAUUAAAGCUGGAAUCUACUAAGCUGCAAGAUCUUCAUCCUGCUUCUUGGUACUCUGUUGCAUGGUACCCUAUAUAUCGUAUACCUGAAGCAAAUUUUCGUGCUUCUUUUUUAACUUAUCACUCGCUUGGAAAUUUUGUUUGUCGAAGUAAUCCAGAAUGUGUUUCUGAUGCUUCUAAUACUCUGAUUUCUCCAGUUGUAGGUCUCCAGACAUAUAAUGAUAAGGGAGAGAAUUGGUUUCAACCAAGGGACAUGGGCCCAAAUUUUAGGUCUGAGUUCAAUAUCUCAGGAUUGAUAAAAGAGAGAUUGAGGACACUGAAGAAAACUGCAUCCGUGAUGUCUAAGACUGCAGUAGCAAAAGGCAAUAAUAGAUCUGUGAACCAGCACCCAGACUACGAUUUUUUCGUAUCACGGAGUUGAUAGAGGGUCAAGGUAGUAGUCUUUGAUAGUCCUGCAACAACGGUAGAGAAAGUUAACACAUGUUUUCUUUUGUAAGUUUUUCUUCCUUCAUCCAACUUGGGCAGGUUCUUGGCUUGCUUUUGUUCUUCAGUCUUCGGUAAGAAUUGCAUUUUAGUUA